CCAACUCCACCCUUCCUCAGUUCCUUGUCAUUAUUCUUGUGCUCACGGUCGGUUAUAGACCCCAGAAUGCGUGCCCUGAAGAGAAUGUUCCAGACCAAAGCUGUCAUGCUGAGUGCCCUCUCCUUGGCUUACUUGCUGAGUCUUCAGGGAGCUGGGGCCAUCCAGGCGGACCAUAUGUCAAUUUAUUUAGUAUUUGCACAAUCUCAUAGACCUUCAGGGGAGUGUAUGUUCCAGUUUGAUGGGGAUGAGGUGUUUUAUGUGGACCUGGACAAGAAGGAGACAAUCUGGCAUAUGGAGGAGUUUGGCCACGCCUUUUCCUAUGAGGCUCAAGACGGGGUGCAGCGCGUUGCUGUAGCAAAGGCAAACCUGAAUACCCUGAUGCAGCGUUCCAACCACACCCAGGCCUCCAACGGUACUGCCCAUCUUUGCUUCUUCUCUUGUCCAGCUGGGAAGGGAUGGGAGGGCCCUUCCUCUCACACAGUAGGCCCAGGAGCUGGUCCUGUACCUGAGACGACGGAGACUGUGGUCUGUGCCCUGGGCCUGGUGCUGGGCCUGGUGGGCAUCAUCGUUAGCACCGUCUUCAUCAUAAGGGCAUUGCGUUUGAGUCGCGACCCUUGGGCCCAGGGGCCCCU
Tupaia belangeri chinensis (Chinese tree shrew) is the source of this 632-nucleotide messenger RNA. RefSeq names its product HLA class II histocompatibility antigen, DP alpha 1 chain-like. Gene Ontology annotation, cellular component: membrane; MHC class II protein complex. The annotation marks the transcript as partial. The transcript is spliced from 3 exons. The record is from RefSeq and is a predicted model, not a curated record. Gene Ontology annotation, biological process: antigen processing and presentation; immune response. NCBI's taxonomy places the organism in Eukaryota, Metazoa, Chordata, Mammalia, Scandentia, Tupaiidae.